Messenger RNA from Pneumocystis jirovecii RU7, 815 nucleotides. RefSeq lists its product as uncharacterized. Lineage: Eukaryota; Fungi; Ascomycota; Pneumocystomycetes; Pneumocystales; Pneumocystaceae. Gene Ontology annotation, biological process: positive regulation of mRNA splicing, via spliceosome. The transcript is spliced from 6 exons. The coding region runs from base 1 to 756 and encodes 251 amino acids. The record is from RefSeq and is a predicted model, not a curated record. Gene Ontology annotation, cellular component: spliceosomal complex. Gene Ontology annotation, molecular function: RNA binding.
AUGACAGAGUUUCAUAAUGAUUUUAAGAUUAACAUGGAAAAAGGAGUUGAUCUAGAGCAAGAACGGCGUGGAAGCAGUAGGAAGACGGAAUCAUCAGAUCAAAUGAUAAGAGAAGAAGAAAUAUAUAAAAAGCAGGAAAAUUCAAGGAGGGAAAUUUGGAGGCAGACAGGAGGAGGAAAUGGACAAGGCUUUAAUUUAUUUGUUACAGGAAUUGCAAAUAAACUAGGAGAAGAAGAGCUACGGAAGAUGUUUUCUGUAUAUGGAGAGGUAGAGAAGUGCCAGAUCAUGGUUGAUCCAUAUACAAAAGAACCACGGGGAUUUGGGUUUGUACAGAUGUCGACAAUCGAAAGUGCAAAUGCAGCACGGGAGGGGCUAACGGGAGAAGAGAGAUAUGGACGAGUUUUAAGUGUGGAUCGAGCACGCCGAGACAGACCGCGAACACCAACUCCAGGAAAGUAUUAUGGACCACCGAAAAAAGAUUAUUCAUACAAAAAUAAGCCAUUUUUUUCGACAUCAUAUAAUCGGUAUAGUCAUCACGAACGUUAUGAUCGGUACAACCGCUUUGGUGGAUAUGAUCGAUACAAUCAUUAUAAUAGAAGACCACAGGAACGUUUUCAUCCAUAUUAUGAAAAACAAGAUAGUCAUAGCAACCGUGAUCUGCGUCCUGGACGCUACGAACAUUAUACCUCUGGACGGGGAUAUGAUUAUUACAAAGAAGAUGAAUAUCCCCAUCAUUACUGUAAAAGCAACCGUUAAACGCCUUUAUUAAUUUUUCAAUAUUUUCAUUAUACUAUUAUCUAUUUUUUGAUAACUAC